Messenger RNA from Hypoxylon fragiforme, 1456 nucleotides. RefSeq lists its product as uncharacterized. The record is from RefSeq and is a predicted model, not a curated record. The coding region runs from base 142 to 1308 and encodes 388 amino acids. The transcript has a single exon. Gene Ontology annotation, cellular component: nucleus. NCBI's taxonomy places the organism in Eukaryota, Fungi, Ascomycota, Sordariomycetes, Xylariales, Hypoxylaceae.
CGUGCCCAUACAGUGGAAAUAACUUCAACCUUUAUUCAAUCACCUUCAAACACCGCGCCACCUAACAACAUAUCCCUUUAGGGGGUUUGAUAUUUUCCUCUUCUCCAGUAGCAAAAGCCGAAAGAAUUAGUUUCGUUCAAUAUGCCACAAGACCCAAAUCUGUACGGCCAACGUCCGUCCAAACGGCAAAAGAAAGAGAUCCCGUUAUCCAGCUCUCUCGACUUUACCUCUCAACUCAGCUCCCUCCUUUCCACGUCAGCCUCCAACUCCGCAUCCCCCAGUUCCGUGGCAACUUCCGGCCGCCUCCGCCCAUCUAAGAACAAAGACGACAUAUUCUCCGUCAAGGCAAAGCGGAAAGCGGGAGCAUCCGCGCCGGGGAGAGAUGGAGACGACAAUAGGAGUAGGAAUAGGAAUAGUAAAGAUGGAGCGAAGAUCUCGCUGAAGGAUGUUCGUGGCACAGAGGAAGAGAAACAGGACCAUGCGCGUGCACGUCGAAAGAUGGAGGAAAAGGCCCGCCUGUAUGCUGCCAUGAAGCGCGGCGACUACAUCGCGAAAGAAGGCGAGACAGCACCCCUCGUCGACUUCGACCGCAAGUGGGCCGAAACACACCCCGGAAACGGUGACGCCCCCCACCAAGACAACUCCAGUUCCGGAAGCGACAACGACUCAGACGAAGAGGAGGCCGACAACGAGAUGGUCGAGUUCAAGGACGAGUUCGGGCGCACGCGCCGCGCGACCCGCACCGAAGCCCUCCGCCUCGAGCGGCAGCGGCACCGCAGCGCCCUCGGCGCCGCCGAGCUCGAGUCCAUGGCCGCGAAGCCCACCCGGGCGCCCGAGCGCCUCAUCUUCGGCGACGUCAUCCAGUCCGCCGCCUUCAACCCCGAGCACGACACCCUCGACCGCAUGGCCGACCUCGCCGCCAAGCGCGACAAGGAGCCCACCCCGCCCCCUGACACCCACUUCGACGGCGCCGCCGAGAUCCGCACAAAAGGUGUCGGCUUCUACCAGUUCAGUCAGGACUCCGCGGCGCGGCGCGAGGAAAUGCAGAAUCUGAGCAGGGAGAGGGAGACCACGGAGCGCGUGAGGAGGGACAGGGAGAAGGCGCGCGAGGAUAGGCGGAGGGAGAUCGAGGAGAGGAGGAGGAGGAUCGGGGCGAAGCGCGCGGAGAAGAUGGCGGAGAAUUUCUUGGAUGGGUUGGCUGGGGCGAUGGCUGGAGGCGGCGGCAGCGGUGACUUCGGUUCUGGUAGUGGUAUGGGUGAUGCUCCUGUUGACGAUGGCAAGAAGCAAGAGGAGACGAAAGAAGAGUAAAGGCUAAUAAUAGUAUUUCAUCUACUAAGUCUACAUACGGGGCAUUAUAAAGAUAAAGGUUCAGGAUGGUUAUAAGCGUAUUAGAUACCGGGCGGUAACUAAUGUACCUAUGAGAUAAAAAUAAUUUGAAGAUCCCCCCCCCCCCUUU